Homarus americanus (American lobster) is the source of this 870-nucleotide messenger RNA. RefSeq lists its product as uncharacterized. The record is from RefSeq and is a predicted model, not a curated record. Lineage: Eukaryota; Metazoa; Arthropoda; Malacostraca; Decapoda; Nephropidae.
CAUGUCGGGAGACAGAGCAGUGUCAGUGUGUGACCAUGAGACUUUAACCUGGACUGCACUGCCUGCUGACCUCACCUGCAUGGAAGACAGGAGAUGCCACUCUGAUCCACCAGUCCAUGUUCACACAUCCAGUAAUUGGGAUAAAUCGGAGAGGAGCGAUGGAACAGUGUUGACUUAUACAUGUUUGUCAGGAUACAAGCCCACAGGGGAAACGAGUGCAGUGUCUACAUGUAAGAGUAAGGCAUGGACUAGUAUCCCUGACACCUUCAAGUGUGAAUAUAAUGGGUGUUCAGAGAACCCGCCACAGGUUUCAGACUAUGUUACUUUGACAUGGAACUCUGAACUUCAUGAAAACACCCAGGCCAUCUACAGCUGCAGUGAUGGCUAUAUGGCUGUGGGACUUAUAACUGAAGCAAAGCUUGUAUGCCAAAACAAGACAUGGGGCUCAGUACCAAGUGAUUUUAAGUGCGUCACGAAUGAUGGUUCUUACGUAGAUGAGAAAGAAAUCUUUUAUGAGAGUAGCUUCUUGUUGACAGUCACCAUCCCCUCAGUUGCAGGGCUCAUCUUCGCCAUCAUCUGCUGUUUGUGUUGUACUCGCACUGACUCCCCACUCUGCUGUAUUUGCAGUUCCAAGAGCAGACAGAGUGACUAUCCUUAGCACAAGUGAUCGUCAGGCAGGAGACUCUACUUGGCAUAGAGAUACAGCAAAGUAUCUGUCAACUGAAAACCUACCGUACAAAAUAAAUUAUUUUAGGGAAAAUUUUAACAUUCUAAAUACAGCUCCUCCCCGACUUACGACCUACUCGACUUACGUCCACCCGCACUUACGAUCUGCCUCAGUCGAACCAAAAUUUGGUCAAAUUACGUAUU